This is a messenger RNA of Lingula anatina, 324 nucleotides long. RefSeq names its product bifunctional D-cysteine desulfhydrase/1-aminocyclopropane-1-carboxylate deaminase, mitochondrial. NCBI's taxonomy places the organism in Eukaryota, Metazoa, Brachiopoda, Lingulata, Lingulida, Lingulidae. The record is from RefSeq and is a predicted model, not a curated record.
UUAGUUCACGCAGAGACACCGAUUCAUGAGUGGAAAGUCCCUGGUGUAAAGGCUCCGUUCACACUUCACGUAAAGCGAGACGACCUAACUGGCAGUACGCUUACUGGAAACAAGGUUCGAAAGUUAGAGUUUUUGUUGGCAGAUGCUUUGGACAAGGGUUGCAAGCACAUAAUUACGUGUGCUGGAAUGCAGUCUAAUCAUUGUAGAGCCACAGCGGUGGCGUCAGCUCAAAUGGGAUUGAAAAGUCAUCUAGUGGUUCGAUCCAAACUGAAGGUUAGUAAUGCUAGAAGUGUGGAAUCGGUACGCAAGCAAAGUUGCUCUUAG